CCAAGGCCAGAAAAUAAAUUAACGGAAACGGAGAUCACAGAUUCACAGAGGUGUUUAAUUAAGAUCAAUGUAAUAAUAAAAACCUUCAAAUAAUUAUAUAAUCGUUUUAUCGUCAUGGGUUUGGCUCUUAUGGAGCCGUUUAAUGAGUAAUGAAUAGACUCCCAAAUUAUUAAUUAUUAAAAUCUAAAAAUAUUACUAAGGACAAGGCCCCGUACGUUUUCAUAGACAGCCAUGAGAGUGAAGUAUGAAAGUUGAAAACUCUCUCUCUCUCAGAAUGAACCAUGGUUUUGUUUGAAUAAUGGACCUAAUUUACGAAUAAAAACCUAGCCAGAGCUGCAUUGCUGCGUCUUCUCGAGGACUGCGUAUUCUUGCUGGAUGGUCAACACCUUAACCUGAUCCGAUUAUUAUAACCAUCUGAUAGAAGCCUGUGGGUUCCACUUAUUCUUGUUCCUGACUCCAUUCGUUCUGAAAUUAUCAAACUUUAUGACCACCCACUCCUUUCUCUCUGCCUCAACGCGCCACCCUUUCAAUAGCGAAGCCGUUAUUGGGUUCUGCAUUCAAGUCAGUAAAACUCUCAAACAACUCAAGCAGGCUCACGCUUACUUACUCAGAACCCAAUCCCAUCAACAUCAUCGACUCCUGAUUCAUCUCACCACGCGGGUCCUCCAGUUUCCCGGCAAUAAUCUCCGAUACGCCUCUCAAUUAUUCGAUCGAAUCCCCCACUGUGAAAACCAGUUCCUUUGGACGUCCAUCAUCCGUUCUCAUGCCCUCCAUGCUCAAUUUAACCAAUCCGUCUCCCUCUACGCUAGGAUGCACCGGAUGGACAUCCCGCCCACUGUAUUCACCUUCUCCUCGGUGCUCAGUGCUUGCGCACGCAUUCAGGCAAUCCAAGAAGGCAAACAGGCACACACUCGAAUUGUCGAGUCCGGCCAUUUCGGUAAUAAAAUUGUGCAGACUGCUCUUCUCGAUAUGUAUGCAAAAUGCGGGGCUGCAGAAGAUGCAAGACGUGUUUUCGAUCAAAUGGCCGAUAGAGAUGUCGUCGCUUGGACGGCCAUGAUUGCCGGGUACUCCAAGACCGAUAGGAUGGACGAUGCGCGUCAUCUAUUCGAUGUCAUGUUGGAACGCAACGUCGUUUCUUGGACAGCCAUGGUGGCAGGGUAUGCAAAUGCAGGCAAUGUCGAAGCUGCGAAAGAACUGUUUGAUCAAAUGCCAGAAAGGAACUCCGUGACAUGGACAGCCAUGAUUGCUGGUUAUGGAAAACACGGGGACGUGACUGAAGCCAAGCAAGUAUUUGAUGAGAUACCGGUACGCGAUUCGGCGUGUUGGGCUGCGAUGAUUGCGUGUUACGCACAAAAUGGGUAUUCUACUGAAGCAAUUGAGAUGUAUAAGAAGAUGAGAGAAGCAAAUGUAAAGGUGAGCGAGGUUGCCAUGGUUGGAGUAAUAUCUGCUUGCACACAACUUGGUGAUCCAGAUACGGCAAAUACAGUGGCCGAUCACAUGGAAGAAGGCGUCUGUGAUAGGACGCUGGUUGUAUCCAAUGCGUUAAUCCACAUGCAUGCAAAAUGUGGGAACAUCGAUCGAGCUUGGAAAGAAUUCAACAGAAUGGUGAAGAGAGACGUUAUCUCUUACAGUGCAUCGAUCGCUGCCCUCGCUGAUCACGGAAUGGCCCACGAAGCUCUAGAACUCUUCUCGAGGAUGCAGAAAGAAGGACUAAAACCCAACCAGGUGACGUUCGUCGGUGUGUUGAAUGCUUGCAGCCAUGCAGGACUAGUGAAGGAAGGGUGCAAGUACUUCGAUUUGAUGACUAGGACGUGUAAUAUCGUCCCAUUGACGGAGCACUACGCUUGCAUGGUUGACAUUCUGGGACGAGCUGGGCGGCUCGAACAGGCGUACAGGCUUAUCUUGGACAAUGGGGCUACACCAGAUGCCGGAACUUGGGGUGCUCUAUUGGGAGCUUGUAGAGUUCAUGGCAAUGUCGAACUGGGUGAGAUUGCGGCAGCGCAUCUGUUUGAACUUGAACCUGAGAAUACUGGAAAUUACGUGCUCAUGGCCAAUAUUUAUGCAUCGGUGAAUAGAUGGGAUGAUGCAGCAAGGAUGAGGAAAUUGAUGAGAGAAAGAGGAAUUAAAAAGUCUCCAGGGUUUAGCUGGAUAUCCAGGUGAAGCAGUAGUCAAUUUUUUUUUGGUGAAUAAGCAGUAGUCAAUUCACACAAAUGCAUGGGAGUGCAAAUCAGAAGAGUGUGAACUCCCCGUACACUUUUUCUUCAAAUAAAACUAAGUAAAUUUCAAAAAAAAAAAAUCCGAAUUUGCAUUCAAUUUAUUUGCACCACCCAUAUUUUUCAUCGUCACCUAAGCUUAGCUUGGGGUAGGUGGUAGGCUAUAUAAAUCUUGUUUCACUAUUCUGUUAUGUUUUAUGUCAGAUAAUGGAAAAGAUAAUUUAGGAUCCAUAACCAUGUGCUUGGCAUAAAUUU
Molecule: messenger RNA, 2468 nt
Organism: Nelumbo nucifera (sacred lotus)
Lineage: Eukaryota; Viridiplantae; Streptophyta; Magnoliopsida; Proteales; Nelumbonaceae
Product: putative pentatricopeptide repeat-containing protein At5g37570
Biological process (GO): RNA modification
Molecular function (GO): RNA binding; protein binding
Source: RefSeq, a predicted model, not a curated record